Molecule: messenger RNA, 826 nt
Organism: Triticum aestivum (bread wheat)
Lineage: Eukaryota; Viridiplantae; Streptophyta; Magnoliopsida; Poales; Poaceae
Exons: 2
Coding region: 35-340 (101 amino acids)
Source: RefSeq, a predicted model, not a curated record
CAUUAGUUACAGCAGAGAAGAGGCCGUUGACCCCAUGGCGAGCACCACCAACCAGCACAGCUGGGAACGGAAACGGGCCGCCGCCGACGGCCGCAUGAUUCUACUCUGCCCCAACACCAUCCCUGUUGCAAACAUUGGGUGGAGCAGCCACUCUGCUGCUGCAUUCGCGCCAUGGCCAGUAGCCGCCAUUGACGCAAGCAGGCCAAAAUCUGAACCGGCAACACAAACGGCGAGCACCACCAUUGCUGCGACGUUCCAUCUCCCUCAACUCCGGCCGUCGUCACACGGCAGUGCUACGUUGCAACGCCACCGGUGCUACCAGUGGAGGAGGUUGCGGUGAGCACAUCUGCUGCUGCUGCUUAUUGCACAACACAACUGGUAAUGUCAGGGUAGUCAUGCGGCUCGUCGGAGCGUGCGUCGAGGCAACUCUUUCAACUCCGACGGAAGCAGAGCCGGCGCUACAAUGGAACUUCGCCGGAUUUGCAAUGGAACUUCGCUGGAGCUGCAAUGGAGUUCGCCGGACGCCGUCGAUGCUGCGUUGGAGCUUUGCCGGAGGUGCAAUGGAGCUUCGCCGGACGACGUCGGUGCCACGUUGGAGCUCCGUCGGGGCUGCAAUGGAGCUUCGCCGGACGACGUCAGUGCUUCGUUGGAGCUCCAUCGGGGCUGCAAUGGAGCUUCGCCAGACGUUGUCGCGGCUGCAUUGGAGCUAUCGCCGGGCCGUGCUGUGCUACAUUGAAGCUUUGACAGGUGCCAGCAGCACUACGUUGAAGCUGGUCUGCUGUCGUGGCUUUGCUGCAUCGAACGGCCACCAGCACGCUAAUCCGAC